GGGAAAGAAGAAAAUGUCGGAGCUACGAACCGGAUUCCUAACAAUGGCGACGAUAGUUCUUAUAUGCCUAGGUUUAACGAUGACGGGAACAGGUUUAUAUCACAAGAAAAUAGUCUCAAAAUGCAUCGGAGAAAGCGAUGGCAGUUUCGUCUUCAUUGGCCUGCUCUUGCUUGUGUUUCCUCAGUUUGGUCUUUAUGCAAUCUGUCUUCGAUCGAAACGUAUCUUCACCUUCUACAUCUACGCGAUGAUGUUCGUCUUCAUUGUCCUUAGUGGCUACUCUUUAAAAUGCUUCAUCUACAACACAACUUUUGGUAUCGCCAAGAAUCCUUCCCAGGAAACCAGGACCGUCAAGCAGUUGGUAGGGCGUUUAGUCCCUGCAGAAAAACUCGCUAGAGCCACCGACUGUAUCAUUCAUAAUCAUGAUUGCAACUUCAACGCCAGCCUAAACAGCAAUGUCUGGAAGUUUUGCUGCGCGCAACCACCAGGAUGUGGAGAGAUGACAAUGUUCGGUGCACCAGGAGAAUGGAGUUGGAAACGGCAACACGUAGAGAACAAAGUCCCUGAAGAAUGUGCUUACGAUUACUGUCUUAGUUGCAGAGGCUGUCAGCUCAGCAUCUUGAAAGCCAUUGUUCAUCAAUGGAAGUAUCUCUCCAUCUUCGCUUACCCUUCACUCUUUCUCGUUUGUCUCAGCCUCGUCAUUGCCAAGUUCAUUCUUGACACGUUCGAUGAACCCGAUGAUUAUCGUGGCUCUUAUUCUUGAUUCUUAAUCUUCCAUUUUGAUACAUUAUCAUGUAUUCAUACUUUAGUAUUUUCAAUAGAUGUAUUUUAUUAAUAUAACCAUGUCUCUCUCUCUCUUUUUUUUUUGUGUGCAUUCUAACAACAAUGCCUCAAAUUAAGCUAUAUCAAAAAUAAUAUUAACAUAAACUUAACAAAAAUAGCCUUAUAGUUCCAAUUUAUAUAGCUAUAAUCUACCGUUCCACUUGCAUAUUAACAGACUAAACAAUACUAUAGUCUCUAGAUAGUCAAUUAGUCAUUGUCAAAAUCUAAUUCACUAUUAACUCCUCUCUAAACUAGAUAAUCUUCUUAACCCCCACACGU
This is a messenger RNA of Brassica napus (rape), 1098 nucleotides long. Its product is annotated as tetraspanin-16. Gene Ontology annotation, biological process: auxin-activated signaling pathway. Gene Ontology annotation, cellular component: plasmodesma; plasma membrane. Lineage: Eukaryota; Viridiplantae; Streptophyta; Magnoliopsida; Brassicales; Brassicaceae. The transcript has 2 exons. The coding region runs from base 14 to 760 and encodes 248 amino acids. The record is from RefSeq and is a predicted model, not a curated record.